Sparassis crispa is the source of this 1428-nucleotide messenger RNA. Its product is annotated as Homogentisate 1,2-dioxygenase. NCBI's taxonomy places the organism in Eukaryota, Fungi, Basidiomycota, Agaricomycetes, Polyporales, Sparassidaceae. Gene Ontology annotation, biological process: L-phenylalanine catabolic process. Gene Ontology annotation, molecular function: homogentisate 1,2-dioxygenase activity. The coding region runs from base 1 to 1428 and encodes 475 amino acids. The transcript is spliced from 15 exons. The record is from RefSeq and is a predicted model, not a curated record. Gene Ontology annotation, cellular component: cytoplasm.
AUGACUAGCGGUGCCACUGCUCAGAAUGCGUUCAUCGUCACUCCUCGCGAGAACGACCCGUACAGCUACCAAGCUGGCUUUGGAAACCGUUUUGCCUCAGAGGCCAUUCCGGGUACUCUGCCUCUCGCCCAGAACAGCCCGAAGAAAGUCAAGUACGAUCUGUACACCGAGUGUAUCAAUGGCACUUCCUUUGUCGCUCCGCGCUCCCAGAAUCAGUUCACGUGGAUGUAUCGCAUGCGCCCGUCUGUAGCCCACAAUGGCUUCCGCAGGCUCCCGGACAAUCCGGAUCUCGAGGCGAACUUCCACCCGUCCAAUCCUCGUGUGCACUUCAGCCCCACCCAGCUUGCCUGGAGUCCUCUGGACAUCCCGCCCGCUAACCAGAAAGUCGACUUUGUCGCCGGGUUGAAGACGCUCGCCGGCAGCGGAGACCCGACGACUCGCGAGGGCCUUGCGACGCACGUCUAUGCUGCGAACAUGUCCAUGGAGAAGACGGCCUUCUGCAACGCCGAUGGCGACAUGUUGAUCUUGCCGCAGCUGGGCAGGUUGGAUAUACAGACUGAAUUCGGAAAGCUUAUGGUUCGCCCCGGAGAACUUGUCGUUGUCCAGCGUGGGAUCAAAUGGAAGGUUGCCUUACCUGACGGUCAUGCACGUGGCUAUGUUCAAGAAAUCUUCGGUUCUCACUACGAGCUUCCGGAAUUGGGCCCUAUAGGUGCAAAUGGCCUUGCCAACCCUCGUGACUUCGAAAGUCCGGUUGCCAGUUUCGAUAUCGACCAAUCUCCGUGGGCCAUCAUUUAUAAGGUCGGCGGACAACUCUUUGUGUGUAACCAGGACCACACGCCGUUCGACGUGGUCGCCUGGCAUGGGAACUAUAUUCCGUACAAGUACGACCUCGACAAGUUCGCAGCCAUGGGCAGCAUCCUCAAGGAUCACGCCGACCCGUCCAUCUAUUGUGUUCUCACUGCAAAGUCGAAGACGCCCUCGGCCCCUUUGGUCGACUUCGCGAUCAUCAGCCCGCGCUGGGACGUGACCAAAAACACCUUCCGCCCCGCGCAUUACCAUCGCAACUGCGCAACGGAGAUGCUGGGUAUGAUCCAUGGUUCCUAUCGAGCGCGCAAUGAGGCGUUGGUUACCGGAUCAUUUAGCCACGAGUCGGGAUUUUGCCCUCACGGUGUGUCCUAUGAAGAGUUCAAGGCGGGCAGAGAGGCCCCGGAGACCCCCCAGGUAGUCCACGCUGACACUCUCAUGAUCGUGUUCGAGUCGUGCCUGCAGACUACUCUGACAGACUUCGCGAUGAACCGGUCUGGCAAGCUACACGAACAUGACCCUGCGAUGUGGAAGGACAUGAAGGCCCAGUUCCUCGAUCACGUCUCUGAGAUCAAUGCCGACCUUCAGGCUGCCGGUCUUCCCAAGCUCGGGGCGAAGUUGUGA